UCAAAAUGGCUUUCUACACUGUUUGUGAUCGUGUUUACUUUAGGAUUUUAAGAAACGAAAUGAGUUUUAAAUCUAAAUAGUGCGGUUAUUUCAGUAUCGAACUAGUUAUGUUACACAACAGUGGGCCUUACGGGCCGAACGAUGUGCCGGUAAACAUGGGAAUACCUGUGAAUAUGACCCAAAUGUCAAAUCCUAUGAACUUAGGUCAUAACUUGGGUAACUUGCCUAAAAUGCCUCAACAAACGCCACAAGCUGCAGCACCAGGGUAUGAUUUGCCAGAUUAUCGUUCAUACGGCCAUUCGCCUGUGAAUAUGGGACAUUCUAUGAGCCCCUUUCCAGGCUAUCACCAUUUGAACUUUCAAACAGACUAUGGCCAUCCUAAUUCGAGUUUACCACAUAAUACGGCACCAAGCACUGUUGAAAACAAUAUUCUGCCCAUGAAUUUAAAUACAAACAGGCCUGAUUUGAUGAAUUACUACAAUACUGAAAGCAAAACUUACGAUGUAAACAACUUAGAUGACAGAGAAAGUCUUAGUCAGAGAGUACCUCUACAUAUACCUCAAUUACAUACAAAAGCGCUACAGAAACAUCUGGGAAUGGACUCAAGUCAGGAUCAGUAUAAUUCUGUACAAGAAAAUCCAAUUGAUCCGAGAAAAACUCCAGAAAAAACAUUUAUGGAUAGUAAUAAGAGAAAAAGUUUAGAAAACACAGUGAAACUAAUUGAAGAUAUACUUAUAAAUAGUACACCUAAGAAUGUAAAUACUGAAUCAAUUUUGAGUAAAGCACUUUCAGACAAAUCAAGUACAAGGAGGACUAAACUACAUGAAGAAGUUGAUGGUAAAGAUUUAAGCAAAAAUAUUAAUCCUAGCUAUGAAAUGUUAAAUACUAAUGAUUUAAAUUCUAAUGGCGAAAGAACCAGAGAAGAUACAAAAUCAGUUAUCCAUGGUUUAAAUAUGACCAACAAUAAUUCAUCAAACAAAUCUAAGGAUUUAAAUUCAAAGCCGAAGGAAAAUCGUUCAAAAAGGAAAAAGAAAAAUGUUAAAAGUAAAAUCAACAAUGAAAAGGAAUCUUCACCUGUACAGAUUGAAAUCUACUGUGAACCGUUAAGACGGAGUCUUAUGAAAACUAAUCACAGCCAAAAAGAGGAGAGACGGAAAGUGUCCAAUGGACAAGAUUCGGAAAAAGAAGAAUUAAUAGUAGAAGUUAAUAUUAAAAAGGAAGUUGUUGAUGAAGAUAUAGUGCAAGUGAAGGUGGAGCCGAUAGACAGCAAUGAAAGCGAUAGUGCACCGUCACCAUUCCUGAAAGACUGUAACGCGACACCCAGAGACGCUUUAGAAGAGGAUGCUGUUAUCGUUGAGGAGAAUAAUGUUGCCAUAGCAAAGGAAGCUAUGAAAACGGGUUCAAAUCCAAAAGCCUACUACGAAUGCACCCACUGUAACCUCAUCUUCAAACAUCCGAAGCGUUUCCUGGUCCACACAAAAUGGCAUACGUUCGGUCUGACCACCGAAACUCGACACAGGAUGGAGAAGGAGAGAGAAGUACAGAAGAGUAUAAAGAAGGAAGCUAGGAUUGUAGAAAGAUUAAACGCUAAAGAGGUGAAAGAAGGCGCCGAGGGGGAAACGUUUCCUUGUAAAGACUGCGAUAAGAUAUUCUCCACGAAAGGCAGUCUGAAAAACCAUCGGCAGAAAUACCACCCGACUAGACUCCGCGAGUGCAAAGUCUGCAAGGCCACAUUAGUCGGUUGGUUGGCGUUGCGACAGCACAUGGCUACACAUAUUGCUGGCGCCGGCUUCGCCUGUCCCGAGUGCCCUAAGAGGUUCAAGUACCCGCACUCCUUGGCCAAACAUAGGGAUACGCAUCUGGAGAAAACCCAAUGCUGCAGCCAAUGUUCUAAAAAGUUUGGUUCGCAAGCUCUACUGAAGAUGCAUAUGAAGUGUCACGAGCGCGCCGCUAGAGGGACCACCUUUAGAUGCACUUACUGCGGGAAAGGGUUUUUCGAGAGCUAUAACUUGCAGAUCCACGAGCGAACACACCGCAACGAACGCCCAUUCUCCUGCGAUAUCUGUAAGACGAGUUUCGGAACCAAUUCUAGUCUCCAGCGGCAUCUCAAAGUUUCCCACAGCACGGCAAAACCCUACUCCUGCGAAAUAUGCCACCGCAGUUUCGCCUCUUCAACCACUCGCGCGCGCCACGUAUCGCGCUCCCACGGCGAUUCCUCAGACUUCCCAUACAAAUGUAAGCUUUGUCCGCGGCAGUAUAGUGCGUUGAAGGAGCUACAGAAACAUAUAGGGAAGAACCAUAAAGAAGAAAGGGAUAGGGGGGAAAUAGCAUCAAAAAGAUCGCAAAUGAAUAUUUAAUUUUUUCAACUGUCUAUACGGGCAAUGUUUAUUUAGCUAUUUUGUUUUCUUGAAACACUCGCUACGCUUGUGAUUCCCGAACCACUCGCUACGCUCGUGGUUCAAUAGUCGAUUCUUUCGCUUGAUCGGGUAUCCAUAUUACACAAAGUUUUUAUAACUGGCUAAGGAGCUACUUCUCGCAAGGCACAAGAUUCUCGAACCACUCGCUACGCUCGUGAUUCCCGGACCACUCGCUACGCUCGUGGAUCAAUAAUACACUCUACGAUCUACCCUAAUAAUAUUAGUGUGUUGAAACUCUCGUAACGCUCAAGAUUCCCGAUCCAAAAGCUGUACAUAGCAUUUUUUUAGUAUUCAUUCAAUCUUUUAAUCGCUAAGCGUGGCACUGAAAGUUCAGCUUCAUGUGCUCUGCCUACCCCUUAUGGAAAACAGGUGUGAGUAUAUGUAUGAUUGUAAUCAACUCAAUGUAAGUAAUCAAGCCAUGGUAAUGCGUGUAUUGAGCAAUAGCACAGUAUAAGGACGACUCAGUAAUAAUUCUUCUAACACCCAUCUUAAAGGCCGGCAACGUACCUCCAACACCUCUGGUGUUUCGGGUCC
Molecule: messenger RNA, 2951 nt
Organism: Leguminivora glycinivorella
Lineage: Eukaryota; Metazoa; Arthropoda; Insecta; Lepidoptera; Tortricidae
Product: zinc finger protein Xfin-like
Exons: 8
Coding region: 108-2357 (749 amino acids)
Biological process (GO): regulation of transcription by RNA polymerase II
Cellular component (GO): chromosome
Molecular function (GO): chromatin insulator sequence binding
Source: RefSeq, a predicted model, not a curated record